Pieris rapae (cabbage white) is the source of this 1968-nucleotide messenger RNA. RefSeq names its product growth-blocking peptide, long form (gene Pp). Bases 994 to 1470 code for a protein of 158 amino acids. The record is from RefSeq and is a predicted model, not a curated record. The transcript has a single exon. NCBI's taxonomy places the organism in Eukaryota, Metazoa, Arthropoda, Insecta, Lepidoptera, Pieridae.
UGUAUAUAAAAUGACAUAUCAUCUGUUGGCCAGAGAUAACGGUUUUGAGAGCGUGUCUAGCAAUGUACAUUGCUUAUAUAGUUUUCACAUGUUAAAUAUUAAAUUCAUGAGGAGCUUCGGACGUGGUCUGCUUUGCGACCUGAUUGUACAAUUUUGGAGGUCACCAUUAAUUAAUAAUGUCAAAAAUGAAGCGUUAAAUCUUAGAACAAAACAAAAAUUAUGGAACAUUUUAGAAUAAAGAUAACAUAUUUUUGUAACCUCUGUGAGAUAUUUUGAGAUUUAUCAAUUAUAAAAUAUGACGUUUCUGUUUUUUAACAUCAGUCCAGAUUGUUAUUGUAAAGUUUGUAAAAUUAUAAAAAAAUAUAUAUUGGGCUAACACUUUAGUGAUUUAAGAUUUCUUGAAAGAAAUAGUAGAAUACGGAUUCAUUUGUACAUAAGAAACAUAAUUUAUCAUAAUGAAGAAAAUUAUAGAAAUAAGGCAAUUCUUCAAUUAAUUCAAUCUAACGGAGAAGAUAAUCCUGAUAAGUUCAGAGAGUGUGAAGGGCUUAAAUGUAACCAGGGAUGGAAGACGUAUGAGUCAGUAUGGCCCAAACGAUCUUGAAUAACCAGAAUAUGAAAAGUAAUGUCCAAUGGUAAAAUGGUUCUCAUUAUUUAUUUUCGCUGCGCAUUAUUAGUUAAAUAAAUAUUUAUAAGAAUUGACAUAUAACAAACGGUAUUUCCAUUAAAUUUGCUCUAAACUUUGCUUUUUACUCUAAACGAACGAACAAUGAAUUUGCUUUUUAUUCUAAACGAAGUUAAAAAGACACUGAUGAUGAAAUGUAAAUUGAAUGAUAAAAUAAUCAGAAUAUUUUUAUUCUAAGAAGCAAUAUAUUUGCAUUAUCGCUUUCGUUGGAAAUAUAAGGUUAAAAGGUUACGUACAUAUCUUUGUCAAAGUAGAGCUAUACGACACACAGUCGAGAUUACUAUACUGUACAAGCAAUAUUUAAAUUGAAAAUGAAAAGUUACUUUUUAAUUCUUUGCGUUGGUGCUCUUCUGUGUUCUACUCAUGGAGGCCUCCUCAAGGACGUCGUUGGAACCAUCCACGAGAAAGCACACACCAUAAGGGAAGAUAUAAGAAAUGUCCUUCAUCCUAAAGAUGAUCAUCAUUCGAAAAACACAAUUCCAGACCCAGUGAAAGUUUCAACAACAGAGAAGAACAGUGAAGUUGAAAAACCUCAUCAUUCUGAUAAAACCGAAUUCGUUACUACAGAAAAGUCAACUGAGGCUAUUAAUAUUGAGUCACCUAGUAGUGGCAUCGCGUUUCCAACAGAAAAAACUGAAGCCAAGCCCACAGAAAGUUAUACAGAACCCAGUACAACUAUUGCAAGUAAUAAAACGAACGAUGAUAAAGAUGGACGAGAGAACUUUGCUGGUGGUUGUGCAACUGGUUUUAAGAAAACUGCAGACGGUCGAUGCAAGCCUACUUUUUAAUAAGUAGCUAUUGAACGAAGCUAAUAAAAUUCUAUCUCACCAACGUCUAAAUAUGUAUGAUUUAAUUAUAUAUUUGGAAAAGUGGAAGCUUAUGUAAACGUAAUUAUUUUAUGUACUAAUAAUUAAAAUUAAAUGUAUAUAACUAUAAAAAUGAGUUUUAUUUAGAUGUAAAAAGCUGAUGCAAUGUAUAUUAUUACUUGAAUAUUGAAUUAAAAUAUAUAAAAGAUUUUAGUGAUUGGUUAAAUAGUGUUCAAUAAUAACUCUUACAUACAUAUAAUAAGAUGAAACAUGAAUAUAAAAUAUUGAGGCAAAUUAAAUGAUUGUUAGGUUAUAAUUUAAACAAAAUUAAAAUGCAAAUUUAUAACAAAGCUUUUAAUCCAAAAUUAAGAAAUUAUUUACGCUUAGAUCAAGCAAUAUCUAAUCACAGUCUCUGUUAGUUUUAAUAGGGUAAACAAUGUUUUUUUUUAAUAUUUACAAGAAGAUACACAACUUCUAUUA